AUGUUCCAGACAUUAUACAACUACUUCUGGUGGGACCGGCUCUGGUUGCCAGGAAACCUAACCUGGGCAGACCUCGAAGUCGAAGAUGGGCAGGUCCACGCCAAGGCCUCCGACCUCUACGUCAUCUUCCCUUUUGCCUUCCUCUUUCUCAUCCUCAGACAUCUCUUUGAAAUGUACGUGGCCACCCCACUAGCUGGUCUCCUGAACAUCAAGGACAAAGUACGGUUAAAAGCUGCCCCGAAUCCCAUGUUAGAAACCUUUUACUUCGCUUCUUCCAAACAUCCCAAACAGGUGGAUAUCGAGGCCCUUUCCAAGAAAUGCGGCUGCACCGCACGGCAGGUGGAACGGUGGUUUCGCCGCCGGCGCAACCAGGACCGGCCCAGCGUGCUGAAAAAGUUCCGAGAGGCCAGUUGGAGAUUCACCUUUUACCUUCUUACUUUCAUUGCUGGCAUGUCUGUUAUUGCAGAUAAACCCUGGUUUUAUGACUUGCAGCUAGUUUGGGAAGGCUAUCCCAUUCAGACCCUGCUCCCUUCCCAGUACUGGUAUUACGUCAUCGAGCUGUCGUUCUACUGGUCUCUGCUUUUCAGCGUUGCCUCAGAUGUGAAGCGGAAGGAUUUCACGGAGCAGAUCAUCCACCACGUGGCAACCAUCAUCCUGAUGACCUUCUCCUGGUACACUAACUACAUUCGCGCUGGGACCCUGGUUAUGGCGUUGCACGACUCCUCGGACGCCCUGCUAGAGUCUGCAAAGAUGUUUAACUACGCCGGCUGGAAGAAUAUGUGCAACAACCUUUUCAUCGUGUUUUCUGUGGUUUUCUUCAUUUCCCGGCUCAUCAUCUUUCCAUUCUGGAUCCUGCACUGCACGGUGAUCUACCCGUUGAGCCUGUACCCUCCCUUCUUCGGCUACUAUUUCUUCAACUUCAUGAUGAUCGUCCUUCAAGGCCUGCACGUAUUUUGGGCUUACUUCAUUCUGCGAAUGGCCCAUAAAUUCAUAACUGGAAAGGUGGUGAAAGACGAACGCAGCGACCACGACGAGACGGAUAACACAGAGGAGGAAGAGGAGGAGGUGGUGGCUACAGCGGGGUUUAGCACAAAAAAUGGCCCCCUCACCAACGGACACCCCGUCUUGAACAAUAACCACCGGAAAGCCGACUGA
This is a messenger RNA of Euleptes europaea (tarantolino), 1155 nucleotides long. It is a transcript of the gene CERS2, whose product is annotated as ceramide synthase 2. The record is from RefSeq and is a predicted model, not a curated record. Gene Ontology annotation, molecular function: sphingosine N-acyltransferase activity; DNA binding. The transcript is spliced from 10 exons. Gene Ontology annotation, cellular component: membrane. The coding region runs from base 1 to 1155 and encodes 384 amino acids. Gene Ontology annotation, biological process: ceramide biosynthetic process. NCBI's taxonomy places the organism in Eukaryota, Metazoa, Chordata, Lepidosauria, Squamata, Sphaerodactylidae.